CCAAAUGUUGUUGAACUUAAUCAAGUAAUGGCUGGAAAAACAAAAAUCUAUUUUGCAAUGGAAUAUGUUAAGGGUGGUGAAUUAUUCAAUACGGUUGCUAAAGGGAGGCUUAGAGAAUCCGCGGCGCAUAAAUACUUCCAGCAAUUAAUUGCGGCUGUUGAUUUCUUCCAUAGCCGAGGUGUCUAUCAUCGCGACCUGAAACCUGAAAAUAUACUCUUGGAUGAAACCGGAAACCUAAAGGUCUCCGAUUUUGGCCUGAGUGCUCUUUACGAGACUAAAAGACAAGAUGGACUCCUACACAUGGCAUGUAGAACUCCAGCAUACGUCACGCCAGAGGUCAUUAAUAAGAGAGGGUACGAUGGCAAAAAGGCAGAUAUUUGGUCAGGUGGGGUCAUUUUGUUUGUCAUGUUAGCUGGUUAUCUUCCAUUCCAUGAUGCAAAUUUGAUGGUAAUGUACAAGAAAAUUAGUAAAGGGGAAUUCAAAUGUCCUGAACAUUUCCCUUCUGAAGUGAAAAAACUUCUUUCAAGAAUUCUUGAUCCAAAUCCAUUUUCAAGAAUCACAUUAGCUAAGUUAGUGAACUAUACUUGGUUCAAGAAAGGAUUCAAACAAAUUAAUAAACCACCAAUUUUGGAUCAAGAACAGGACGAAUCGCCUCGUAGUAUUUUCGAUAUUGUGGAUGAUUCAGAUGCAGAAAGUUCUUCAAGAUACAAAGAGCAAUCUCCAUCAACAAAGAAGCCUACUUGUUUGAAUGUUUUUGAUAUCAUGUCUCUUUCUCCUGCUUUUGAUCUCUCUAACUUGUUCGAGAAAGAUAAGAGCUGUAGAUCGGAGGCUAGAUUCAUGACUCAAAAUUCAGCAUCCACUAUCGUCUUGAGGCUAGAGGAAGUAGCUUCAAUGGGAAGUUGUAAGGUGAAGAAGAAAGACGGGACGGUGAAAAUGCAAGGAAGCAGGGAAGGGAGAAAAGGGAAACGAGCAAUUGAUGCAAAAAUAUUUUAAAUUACGCCAUCUUUCCAUGUUGUAGACGUGAAAAAAAAUCAGGAGAUACUGCAGAAUACAGGAAGUUUUGUGAUCAAGGCUUAAAGUCUUUCAUUAAAAGAUAUAGUUUGGACAUGGAUGAGCAACAUGAUGUGGAAAAUCAAGAAAUCUUUGAAGAAU
Molecule: messenger RNA, 1152 nt
Organism: Capsicum annuum
Lineage: Eukaryota; Viridiplantae; Streptophyta; Magnoliopsida; Solanales; Solanaceae
Product: CBL-interacting protein kinase 5-like
Exons: 2
Coding region: 28-993 (321 amino acids)
Biological process (GO): protein phosphorylation; signal transduction
Molecular function (GO): ATP binding; protein kinase activity
Source: RefSeq, a predicted model, not a curated record